GCGGCGGGCACGCCGGGGUCGCCAAUCAGCGCGGGGAGGUGGGGCGUCGGCAGGCCGCGGCUUUGUGCCCGAUGGAGUUCCCCGAGCACAGCCGGCAGCUGCUGCGGGGGCUGCGGGAGCAGCGCUCCCGGGGGAUCCUGUGCGACUGCACGGUGCUGGUGGGCACCGCGCCCUUCCCCGCGCACCGCGCCGUGCUGGCCGCCUGCAGCUCCUUCUUCCACCUGUGCUACGCCGAGCCGGGCGGCGCGGGAGGGGCGCGGGGCGCCGUGGUGGCCCUCAACAGCGACAUCGUCACGGCGCCGGCCUUCGCGCUGCUGCUGGAGUUCAUGUACGAGGGGCGGCUGGCGCUGGCCGCCCCGCUCGAGGACGUGCUGGCCGCCGCCAGCUACCUGCACAUGAACGACGUGGUCAAGCUGUGCAAGAAGAAGCUGCAGGCGCGGGGCCCGGCCGAGGCCGACAGCACCAAGCGGGAGGAGGACGCCCCCAGCCCGCCCCCGCCGCAGCCCCCGCCGCAGCCCCCGCUGCAGCCCCCGCCGGGCGACGCGGGGACGCCGCCGGAGCCGCCGCUGGUGGACGCGGCCGACACGACCCAGCCCGGGGUCGGCGGCGAGCGACCCCCGCCCAGCCCCAGCAGCUCCAGCGAGGCCGCGCCGGGGCCCGGAGCCGCCCCCCCGUCCGCGGGCGGGGGUCCCUGGGCCGCGCCCCCCGGCCCCGCCGGUGCCAUCAAGGCCGAGGCCAUCGUGAUCUCGGACGAGGAGCCCGACGGCGCCCGCCGCCCCCCCGCGCCCCCUGCCCCGCCGCCGCCGCCGCCGCCGCCUCCCCCGGCCCGAGCGGCGGGAUUUGGGGAGGGGGCGGCGCUGGCCCCGGCGCUGGGGGGGCUGCGGGAGCCGCUGUUCCUGGCGCCGCUGGAGCCCCGCGGGGGCUUCGGGCUGUUCGCCGAGGAGGCCCCGACGUGCCCGACCUGCGGGAAGACGUUCUCGUGCUCGUACACGCUGCGGCGCCACGCCACCGUGCACACCCGCGAGCGGCCCUACGAGUGCCGCCACUGCCUGCGCUCCUACACGCAGUCCGGGGACCUGUACCGGCACGUCCGCAAGGCCCACAGCCACGGCGGGCCCGCCCGCGGGCCCCGCGACCCCGCCCGCGACGGCGACAACCCGCCCUGACCGCCGCAGCCGCCCGGGGCACCGGCAUGGACCGAGCCGAGCCGAGCCGGCGGCGGGGCUUGGACGGGGACACCGGGAUGGGGAUGGCUGCUGCCACCGGGGCCACCGGGACUGCGACACCUGUGCCGUGCUGAGCCAGCGGGACUGCGACGCGUGCCCUGAGCGGGACCCCCGGGACGGUGACACCCGCUGGGAGCGGGCCCCGCCCGGGCGGUGACGGCGCCCGCCGGGAGCGCCGGGACCGCGACCCCGCCCCGGGGGGAACCGGAGGGACCUGGGGGCGUGGCACCGCGCUGGGGGCGUGGCCUCUCGCGGGUGUACGGGGGUCGCGCGCGAAUAAAGCGACGCUGGACACGGG
Messenger RNA from Vidua chalybeata, 1524 nucleotides. It is a transcript of the gene ZBTB3, whose product is annotated as zinc finger and BTB domain containing 3. The coding region runs from base 72 to 1166 and encodes 364 amino acids. Gene Ontology annotation, biological process: regulation of transcription by RNA polymerase II. Gene Ontology annotation, molecular function: protein binding; DNA-binding transcription factor activity, RNA polymerase II-specific; RNA polymerase II cis-regulatory region sequence-specific DNA binding. NCBI's taxonomy places the organism in Eukaryota, Metazoa, Chordata, Aves, Passeriformes, Viduidae. The transcript is spliced from 2 exons. The record is from RefSeq and is a predicted model, not a curated record. Gene Ontology annotation, cellular component: nucleus.